AUGAGCAGUACGUUUGUGACGCUGAAGGAGGUGCUUGAGGGCAGGGGGGCCGCCCUGGAGGAGGGGGAGGUCUGGGGGCUACUGCUGGGUACCGCCGAGGCACUACUGGACCUCAGCUACAAAGGUCAGACCAACAUUUGUAACAUCAUCAUGCCGGGCUCCCUGUUGCUAUCGGCUACCGGAACUCUGGCCUUUAAGAGCUGCAGCCAAUCAGAGUCCAGCGCUCCGUUUGCCGCCCCUGAGAUGCUACAAGGCCGGCCAGUCAGCAGCAAGCUCGCCACAGAGAAGGUUGCCGUGUAUUCUUUAGGAAUGACACUAUACUGGUGUGUGGACUACCGUGUUCCUCAAAACCAGCCGGUCCAGCUAAGUGAUGCCCUAAACGUGCUCUUACUGAGCAUGUGCGAGGACUUGGCCCAUCGGCGCGUGGGAUUGGCUGCCAUCCUUGAGGCCUGUGAGGAGCAGCAUAAGACCAUGCCCAACCUCUCACCCACCCGCACCAUACGCCAACUAGUGGAGCAGUGGAGCAACUACACCGCCGAGAGUGCGUCCUCUGAUCCGACAGUUCCGUUGAGUGGAAGGAGUCAGAUGGUUCGAGAGAGACUCCAUGCUGGAUUGAGUCAGCAGAAGAUGAGGGCUCCGUGGGGGCGGACCUCCUCCCCUCCCUUCUCCGUCCAGACGCUGCCCAAUCGCAUCCAGCGCGGGCUACAGCAUCGUGCUAGCUCCAGCAGCAGCUGGUCGUCCCGGGCGCCGUACGCCUCCGACUCCGCCAUUCGCCCAGCCAGCCCUCCAAUCAGCAUCAGCGAAUCCACCACCAGCCUCAACACGCGCAAGGCUAAGACGCUGGGGCCGGAGUUUGUGAGGAUGGGGGACGAACCGCAGGUUACUCUGGAGCUGCCCGGAUCUAUUGUGUCUAAGAAGGGUCGUUCGAGUGUGUCCCAGCGCGAGGUGUGUGUGUACAUGCCCAAUGAUGCCUGUCUGCUGGUGCGAUGCGACAUCAAGAGCCGUGGCCGAGACGUCUUCGACAUGGUGGUGGCCCACGCCAACCUAGUGGAGCACUUCUACUUUGGACUGGCCUUCAUAGACGAUGAUGAGUUCUUCUUCUUGGAGCCGGAGUUGAAGAUCUCUAAAGUGGCCCCAGACAUCUGGAAGAAGCAGCCGGGAACCCCCUUCACCCUCUACCUCAGAGUCAAGUUCUUCGCAGACAAUGUCUCAUUCAUACAACACCGGUUGACGCGUCACCAGUACUACCUUCAGCUGCGUAAGGAUGUGCUGGAGGACCGGCUCCACUGCAGUGAAGACACAGCUCUCUACCUGGCCGCCCUCGCACUGCAGGCCGAGUUUGGAGACUAUAUGGCUGAGGUGUAUGGGCGUACGUAUUUCCAGGUGGAGCAGUACGUGCCUAAGAGUGUGUGUGAUAGAAUGUCGUUACCAUGCCUACGGGAGGAGCUGCCACGGCUACACGCCAACUAUGCACACAUGCUGCCCGACGAGGCAGAGAUGGAGUUCCUCAAGCUAACUCAGCAGCUGUCGGAGUAUGGCGUGUUGUUCCACCGCGUGGGCCGCGAGCGCGAGAAGCGCCCAGUAGGGGGCGACAUGCAGCUGGGCAUCAGCUCGCGCGGUGUCACCGUAUACGAGCUACGCACACAAACGCGCUACAUGUGUCGACACUUCCCCUGGAGCGACACGCAGAGCAUCUCAACUGGGCGUCAUAAGUUCAGCAUUGAGUGCGGGCCCUCCGGUAAGAAGCACGUCUUCCAGACAGAGAGCAGCAGGAUAGCUCAGUACCUCCUCAACCUCUGCUCUGCACAGCACAAGUUCCACAGUGAGAUGACCUCACGACAGCUCACACACACACUCACAUCAGAUGAUAACCUGGAGAAGUACCUGGCCACGUGUAGACGUCAGCACCAGAUGAAACGCCUAUCCUGCUCCGAGAUGAUCCUCAGCAACGUGGGCGUGGCCAACGCGUUGGCUAGCGACAGCAUUAGCAAAUCAUGUGACGACCUGACGGCCAAGGCCGACACCCACAGCAGGAAGCUCCAUGACAUCAGCGAAACCCGCGAGUCGUCGCAGGACAUUAGUACUCCAGAGCCUCUCCACCGCAUCAUGUCAAGUGUGUCGCUGCAGAAGCAGGACUCAGAAACCCCGUCACGAUCCUCCUCCAGCCGGGACACUCCAACCCGCACGCCUCCAGAGAGGGAAAUAAUCUGUGUCACUCUGAAGAAGGACCCCAAGCUGGGCUACGGCUUCGUAAUAGUGGGCGAGGAUAACACAGGAAAGCUGGAUUUGGGGAUCUUCAUCGCAUCCAUCAUCCCAGACGGACCAGCAGACAAGGACGGACGCAUCAGACCUGGGGGUCGUCUGAUCUCUCUGAAUAAGACGAGUCUGGAGGGAGUGAGCUUCAACGCGGCGGCGGCCAUCUUGCAAAACAGCCCAGAGGAAGUGGAACUCAUCGUCUCUCAGCCCAAACAGGGCCUGAAUGACAGUAAGCUUUCCCUGGAGGGGGGUUGUGUCGGCAUGGAGUCUGGCCCAGGAAAUGAGUUCCGUCCUGGGGUAGAGGAGCUGGAGGAGGCCCUGACAACCAUACUCACCCCCAAACACACACGGAGGUUACACGUACCUGUGGUGCGGAUACUAGACACACAGGAUUCCUGGUCGCGGUGUUCAUCUGUGUCUAACCUGCAUGCUCCCGACGUGCUGUCAGUGGAGCUGAGGAAGAAAAACGGCAGUCUGGGCAUUAGCGUAGCGGGUGGAGUGAACACCAAUAUGCGUAAUGGAGGCAUCUACAUCAAGAGUCUGGUCGUGGGUGGAGCGGCAGACCUGGACGGCAGAAUACAGAUCGGUGACCGGUUACUGGAAGUGGAUGGGAACAACCUGAGAGGAGUCACACACAGACAGGCAGUGGAGUGUCUGAAGAGGACAGGAGAGGUGGUGAGUCUGCUGGUGGAACGCGAUCAGAUGGUUGUCAUGGAUACCUUCACUCCGGAGCGACAGCUGUCCCCGUCGCUUAGCAACAGCCCAAGCUCCUCCCCUACACACCGCAGAGACGUUACUAUGGAAACCACCUCUAUGGGUCGCCACAAGGACUACAGCUUCGUAUCCGAUGAGAACACAGUGGAGGUGCUGCUCCACAGGAGUGUGUUCGGCCUGGGCUUCAGUGUGUGUGUGUCGGAGCUUUGUUCCUCCCCCACGCGGACAGGGGGCAGUGUGGUGCGCAUCAGACACCUGUUUCCCGGCCAGCCAGCCAUGGAAAGUGGCCUACUGUUGGAGGGGGAUGUCAUACUCGCAGUAAACGGCCAAUCACUGAAGGGCUUGGCCUACCAGAGGGUGAUGCAGAUUCUCAGGGGGUCGUCCGAUGAGGUUCGACUCACCGUCUGCAGACCCCCACCUGGAACACUACCGGAAGUCGACACAAGCUCACUGUCGGCGACCCCUCUGAAGGAGACGCGCUCCAUGUCUCUGGACCUGCGCAUGAGAGACCUGUCCAUGGACUUCCACCGCCUGCUCCAGAUGAAGGCAGAGGAGACCCGGCAGGAGAAACAACUCCUACUGCAGAGCACAUCAGGAAGUGAGCCCGGUGACACGCCCAUUAAGGAGGCGGGGCGUAAGCACACCUGCAUCAGGAGGGUGGAGCUUAACAAUGCGUUACCGGUAAGCAGAUCCAGUGACAUGCUCAAUAAAGGAGCGGGGGUGGGACUUAAUAAUGACGUGACAGGAAGUGACCUCAGCAAAAAGGUGGAGCUUAAAACUGUGUCAGGAAGUAAGUCCAGUGACACACUCAAUAAAGGGGUGGAGCUUGAUGACAAGCCUACAAAGGAAGAGGUGCCUAAGGACACGUCAUGCGUCAACAAGGUGGAGCUUAACAACGCAGCCGUGAGGAAGGCGGGGUCGAGUGACGAGCUCACGCAGAAAGGGGAGGGGUCAUCAGAGGAGGCGGGGUCUUCUUUAACAGCCUCCCAUCCAAUCGCAGCAGCUGGCGCGGUAGCCAUGGCAACAGACUCCUCCUCCCCCUCUGCAGUUGAUGCUGCUCUAGGCCAUCUGGAGAACAUCACAUUUCCUAGCGGUGUGUGUCAGCAGGUGAAUGGCUCUACGAUCUCCAUGAUGGCUGACGGUCUGGCCUUCCUCGCCGACGAAGAGUACCUGACCAUCAACACACACACUGCUGCUGCCGCCAUAGCUGCUGCUGAGCCAAGCCCUAUCACCCUGCAGCCCCCAGACCUAGGCAUACGCUCACUCCCCAAAACCAACAAGAAGCACACACACACCAACAGGCUGAGCUGGGUAGACGAGGAAGAGGAGGAGGAAGACGACCCUAACAGAGAGAUCCUGAAGGAGUUUGAGCUCUCGGUGACGCUGGUGAAGUCGUGGAGCGGUAGUUUCGGCUUCACCAUCGCCCGCAGCAGACUGGACGGCUGCUACUACAUCCAGGAGGUCCUAGACAACCCGGCACGCUCCGACGGACGCCUACGCGCAGGAGACAGGCUCAUUAUAGUGAAUGGCCAUGACGUAACCGCGGUGACGGAUGAUGUUGCUAUGGGCAUUCUGCGCUCGUCGUCACGGAAAUUAGUGAUGGUGUUGGGGCGGGCGGUCCAGAACCUUGUGAUUGCACCUCCCGCAGACAGCCUACCAGAUAUCAUCCUACACAAGACACUUAGCGGACAACUUGGUAUUAAGCUAACAGGCGGUAUAGGGAGUCGUCAUCAGGGUAUCUACGUGUUGGAGGUGGUGAUGAACUCUCCAGCCAGCGAAGAGGGAAGCCUACAGCCAGGAGACAAGAUACUCUACAUCAGUGGCAGGUGCACUCUGGGAAUGACCUUGGAGGAUGCAGUGAAGGCCUGUGAAAACGCCUCCCGCAAGGUCAAACUUAAAGCACUCAGAGAUGAUCAGCCGUUACCAUCCAAGGCGAAGUGGAAUGGGCUGUUCGACUGGAAGAAGGAGAGGAGGUUCUUUCCACGUUUUGAUGACUAUGAAGACUCCCCUGAGGAAGGUCAUGAGAGGUGUGAGAGUUCUGUGCGUUUCAGACCGCACCCCUCUCCACCGCCUCCACAGGAAGAGAGUUGCAUCAUCCAGGUGGAGUUCUCCAAGCCGGAGAGUGGUGGGCUGGGCUUUGCUCUGAUGGGCGGAGCCAACGGGAGCGCGCUCAGAGUGAAGGAGAUCUGCAGAGGGGGCGUGGCCCACACUGACGGACGACUACGCGUGGGAGACAUACUGCUGGAGGUGAAUGGCGUCAUAGUGUCUGGUUUGAGCCAUAGUAAGGUGGUGGAGAUGUUACGGCAAGCGGAGGGCGUUGUCCAACUCACCAUCUGCAGAGACUUCCUGUCUUUAACUCCGCCCACUGAGAGAAGGCCGCCACCCACCGAACACCAAUCUACAGAGGUGAAGGAUGAUGAAAUAGUGCCAGAGAAGGACCAGCCAACCGUACCUUUAAACAACACCAGAAGGACAUCUGUACACUCACAGUCUCAGGAGAGUAGCAGCAGUACUCCUCCUGUCUCGAGAUGCUGUCCAAGUCUCCGUGCUGACGACCUGCUGCCCACCAGGAUUAGCACCCCCCCACCCCACGAUCCCACGGGGGACCAAGACACGCCCCCAGCCUGGAGCAGCGAUGAAGAGGAUGAGGACGAGGACGACACGCAGGCACUCAAACUACUGCCCCCAACAGGUCGUCCUAUCGUGUCUGAGGAUGAGUUGUCUACGUUGGCCAUCAUCUCCCCCUGUAAGACGGGCAGCUACUCGGGAUCGCGCAUCAAGACACUCAUACAGAUACUGGAACACCAGGACCAGCAGGAGAUACUCAAGGAGUUCAUGGAUCUGCAGCAUAUGAAGUCCUCUGAUGAGUGUGUGGUGGGGAGAGCUCCUGAGAACCGCCUUAAAAACCGCUACAGAGACAUACUACCAUAUGAUAAGACUCGAGUCCUGUUGGGAGAGGAGCAGGGCUACAUCAAUGCCAGCUACAUACGCAUGCAGGUAGGAGAUGAGGAGUUGCUCUACAUUGCGUCUCAGGCCCCAAUGUCCUCGACGGUGGGCUCCUUCUGGCAGAUGGUUUGGGAGAGCCGCUGCGACGUGGUCGUCAUGACAACGAGGGAGGAGGAGGCGGGCCGUAGCAAGGUGUAUCGGUAUUGGCCGGACAGCAUGGACAUCCCCAUGGAAACGGACCGCUACCAGCUGACGCUCGACAACCACCAGACGCUGCGAGACUUCCACAUCAACGUCGUCAAGAUGGUGGACAAAAAGAAUGGAAACUGUCACUUCGUGAAGCAGGUGUGUGUGUGCCGGUGGCCGGACCACAGGCCUGCAGGCUCGUCUGAGCAGCUCGUGCGAUUGGUCAGCUACAUGAGGGCGGUCCAUAGCAGAGGGCCAAUCAUAGUGCACUGCAGCGGAGGCAUCGGACGAACCGCAGUCCUCAUAUGCACCGACAUCAUCGUACGGCGGAUACACCGAGACCUCACUGUCAGUGUGAGUGACAUUGUGAAGGAGAUGCGGACGCAACGUCAUGGAAUGAUACAGACAAAGGAGCAGUACCUCUUCUGCUAUAAGGUUUGGUUGGAGAUCCUUCAAGGAAUCCUGCAGCUCCACGGUAACCAGUGGCAACUGGCGGCUUCCGUCUGA
Engraulis encrasicolus (European anchovy) is the source of this 6609-nucleotide messenger RNA. It is a transcript of the gene ptpn20, whose product is annotated as protein tyrosine phosphatase non-receptor type 20. Lineage: Eukaryota; Metazoa; Chordata; Actinopteri; Clupeiformes; Engraulidae. Gene Ontology annotation, biological process: protein dephosphorylation. The record is from RefSeq and is a predicted model, not a curated record. The transcript is spliced from 49 exons. Gene Ontology annotation, cellular component: cytoskeleton. Gene Ontology annotation, molecular function: protein binding; protein tyrosine phosphatase activity. Bases 1 to 6609 code for a protein of 2202 amino acids.